ACCUUGCAUGGCGAUUGAAGACCAUACAAAGAAAAACAGCAGAGGAAAGAGGUGCCUCAGUCAGCAAAUCUCCUAAAGUUGGUGGGCCAGGCCGUGAUCGUCAGCCCUUCACCUAUGACAGAGAGCCAUCUGAUGAGGAUGUGGAAGCAGCUAUUGCUGUUUUGAGACACUCUGCUGAUGAAAACACUGUCCGUGAGAAGAUGAAAAUGACCUUCAUAUAUCGGCAAGCAAUGGUCAACGAUGAAGCCAAAUCAUCAGAUGUCUUCUCGGUCUUCCCAAGAUUUCUGGACACACCAGGACUGAUAGAACAAGAUUUCAGACUUCUGUUUGGUGAGGCCACAGCCAACAAAUUCUUGGAGAAGUGGCCAACCACUUUCAAAGCAAAAGUAAUAAAGGAAAGCCAUGGACUUGUAUCCACCACAGAACUCUUGGAUUUGAUGCGCAAUGCUGAGUCAGCUGCUGAAGUUGAGAAUGGCUGGGACAGUGACAUGUCUGCCAUCUUGCUGCUGCUACAUUUGCUACCACCAUCUGCACAAGGUAGAAAGAGGCCGGGAAAGAUGUCUGCAUAUCAAGCUGUAGAUCAGCUCAUCAGAUUUCAAAAGGUUGGAACCAGUGUGCAGCAGCAUCUUGACAACAUCACCCAAAGCAGUCAGCCCUACCUUCUCGCCCAGGGAUCCACACAGAGCAGCAUUCACUCCUACUUCAUUGUGGUUGACAAGCAUGCUCUUCCAUGCAAGGCAACAGGUUCAGUAGGAGCUUUUGACGAAGUCUUUAAAGCCCAUUACGUAUUUGGUACGUCAUACAGUUCUUCCUUGAGCAGCUUUUUCACUUUUGUGCAAACAACCAUCUAUAACAUCGACAUGGGGGAAACAAAGGAGACUCCUAGAGUUGCUGAGUUGCGAGCAAGAAUGGUGCGUUAGUUGAGAUAAAACUAUGAAGUGUUUUCUUUGCAAAAGUGACCAUGGAAGUCCAAACAACCUUGUUAAGCACCUUAAGAUAAUUCAUGGGCUAUGUACAGGCAGGACUCUUUUUCUGAAAUGUGGUCAAGAAGGAUGCUCACGUUCUUUUGGUAGCUUUUCUGGUUUUAGAAAACAUCUUAACAAGUGCCACGGAGAAAGUUUAGUAGAUUCUAUAGAAGAUGAUCUUUCAGACCCUCAAAGUACCGUCAACACCAGUAAUAUUUCUCAUGUUGAAGUGUCGACUGAAUGUUUAGAGGCUGAGUCAGAGUUAUCUUCGCCAUACAUUGUAAAUAGUUGUGCAGCUGUUAUUUCUGAUCUAAAGGCAGCAGGUGUUGGUCAAAGUACAGUAAAUACUGUAGUGAUUUCCAUGGAAGAGAUUGUUCAAGAUAUUCAUCAGCAUGCUAAAGAAACAGUGAUAAAGCAUGUAUUUAGUAAUGAAAGAGAAACAGAAAUGUGCAAGAAAGUUGAGGCGUGUUUUGAGGGGUUAGAGAAUCCUUUCACAGUUCUAAAUUCGGAAUACAAGCGAUCAAAAUUUAUGACUGCCAAGUGGGAAAUAGUAGAACCAGUUGAAUGUGUGAUUGGUUCAAGAUUUGACACAAGACGAAAUAAAAAGACUGGAACAUAUGAUCAGGUAGUAGUUCAAGAUAAAUUCAUGUAUAUUCCAAUUUUAUCUACACUGCAGUCAAUAUUUAAAAGUCAGUAUUUUGCAGAAAUGUUGCAAAGCUCAGCUACCAGCAACUCUAGACUGAGAGAUAUUUGUGAUGGAUCUUUUUUUAAAG
This is a messenger RNA of Coregonus clupeaformis (lake whitefish), 1738 nucleotides long. RefSeq lists its product as uncharacterized. The record is from RefSeq and is a predicted model, not a curated record. The coding region runs from base 201 to 920 and encodes 239 amino acids. Lineage: Eukaryota; Metazoa; Chordata; Actinopteri; Salmoniformes; Salmonidae. The transcript has 5 exons.